Messenger RNA from Naegleria fowleri, 1899 nucleotides. RefSeq lists its product as uncharacterized. The record is from RefSeq and is a predicted model, not a curated record. The transcript is spliced from 3 exons. Lineage: Eukaryota; Heterolobosea; Eutetramitea; Acrasida; Naegleriidae. The coding region runs from base 1 to 1899 and encodes 632 amino acids.
AUGUUGGUGAUGGGAGCUACCACUUCGCAGCCACCACCACCACUCAUUCUCUACACAGAUGCUCUCUCUGGACCAACCUCUGGAGGAGAAUUUGGUUUGGGUUGCUACUUGUCCAUCUUUGGACGAAACUUUGGAACUCCAUCUGGAAUGGGUACAACAACCAAAGUGUUCAUUGGUGGCUAUGAGGUUGCCAAUUACCGUUAUUUGGGUAAUUCCACCGUUGCUGACAAGUUGGGCAUUCAACAAUUGACUGUUCAAGUUGGGUCAUUGGGAGGUAAAUCCAAUGUCAACGUCUCUCUUCCUGUUGUGGUCUCUGUGAAUGGAGUUUCAAGCAAUAAUAAUCAAAAGUUCAUUCCUACCAAUGGAAGUGUCCUAUUUGUGGCCCUUAAUGGCUCUGACAGCACUGCUGCUUACAAUGACAUUAACAAACCAUGGCGUUACUUGCAAAAUAUGGCUGCCUAUUCGGGUGCUUACUUUGCCAUGAGUAAGGGAGAUCAUGUAGUGAUUCGUGGAGGAGUUUGGAUCGAUUGUAAUGGUCUCAAUACCAAUUGGAUUCAAGGAAGUCGUGAACCUUACACUCGUGCAGGUACUCCCUUCGAAUGGAUUCAUUUCACAGCAUAUCCAGGACCUAUCAAUGGUAAUGCCAUUGAAGUGGUUCGUCAUUCCACACCAGCUGGAAAGUCAGGAUCCAUUGCAGGUCCUGAGAGUGCAGUUCCAGAGAUGGAUCAACACACUGCUGAAUAUUGGUCCAUUUCCAAUCUUCAUAUGGAUGUGAAGGCAGGAGCUGAUCAAGAUGCUGCCCCCAUUAAUUUUCAAUAUUCUCAAGGGCCAUUUCGAGUGGUGAACAAUGAGUUGGGUCCAUGGAUUGCUGGAAGUUCACCUAUCUUGAAUGCUGGAGGAAUUGCUGGUGCAGGAUAUAAUACAAAAAUUUUGGGAAAUCAUAUCAUGCAUAUUGAGGGAGUUAAUGCUUAUCAAAAUCAUGGUAUUUAUGCUGAUCCCUAUUCCUCAAAUUGGGAAAUUGCUUACAAUUGGAUCCAUGACACCAUUGGAGGAUCUUCCAUUCAAUUCAACGAUGCAGGAGGCUACAGCAAUACCACCGACCGUUUUGGUACACUCUGGAUUGGAUUUGUUGGUAUGAAUAUUCAUCACAAUUGGUUGGAGAAUGCUAAAAAGUAUGGAAUCAAUUUCAGUGAUCAGCAAGAGACUCAAACAGGACGAUACGAUGCCAAAGUUUGGAAUAAUGUCAUUAUCCAUACAGAACUUCCUCCAUUGAGAAUCAAAUCUUCACAACCUCAACAAGAACUUUGGUUUGCUUACAAUACUUUAUACAAUUGUUUUACUGCAUUUUCUGGUUCUGGUAAUGCAUAUGUGAGAAGUGAGGCGUUGGGUUCUGGUCCUGGAGUGAGAAACAAGUUUUACAACAACAUUUUUGCAUUUGGACCUUCAACUUAUUCUGAAACGGAAUACAUGUAUGAUCUUGGUUCUGGAAUGGGUUAUGUAGGCAUCACUGAAGCGACUUCCCUUAAUUUAGACAUUCUUUCGACAAGUGCUGCUGUGAAUAACGGAACAAAAGCAUUGCCAAAUGGAUUCGUUGUCACAGAUGAUUUCAUGAAUCGUGUUCGAACCUCACCAUUCGAUAUUGGUGCAUUUGAAUAUGUAAGUCCAAAUUCACCACCUCCAGUGACAAGUCCAGUGGUGUCUCCAAAACCAGGCACUUCCACAAAACCAAUUUCCUCACCAACACCCAAACCAUCUACAAAGGUUUCUCCCAAAACAUCUCCAAAAACAUCACCAAAGUCAUCAAGAAACGUCGCAAGAGCAAGUGCAGGUUCAAUGACAGUACAAAUCUGUUACUUAGUGGCCAUGAUUGCAACGGUGAUGCAUUGUUUGGCGCUGUAA